This is a messenger RNA of Coregonus sp. 'balchen', 3584 nucleotides long. Lineage: Eukaryota; Metazoa; Chordata; Actinopteri; Salmoniformes; Salmonidae. The record is from the annotation of a GenBank genome assembly.
AUGCCAUUAGGAGUUGAAACGUCCCAGGUUUUAAAAAAAGAAGACACUGAUGGACAAGAUCCCUCCUUUGACACAGUUUCAGACAUCCAUGGAGUCACAGAGCAAGAGCGUGGACAUAAAGGCAAGGUAAGUAGCUCCUCAACACUGUGCAAGCCCAGUUACAAAGCCCAGAGUUAUACCUUAUAAAAGUCCCGCCUGCUUCCUGGUGCAAGUCCCAUACUGUUUUUGAAUGGGCGUCAAGCUUUUAUCACCAAAUUCAUGAAUAGGGCGUCAUUUAAGUUAUAUGUAAAAUUAUAUUCAUAUUCGUAAAUUAAUUUACCUUUACCCAAUGCCUUUUAUGAAGGUUUUCGAUUAAGGAAAAAAGAACGCAAUCGAAAACCUUCAUGAAAGGCAUCAGGUAGAAGUAAAAUAAUCCAGGAGUACGAAUAUAAUUUUACAUACAUGUAUGUCUUUAAUGACCGCGUUUUCAUGAAUUUUAUGAUAUAAGCUUGAUACUGAAUGAUAUUAAAUGAAUGAUGUUUUCUCUGUGUAAGGUGCUGCCUUCACCAGUCCCAGUCAAAGAGGAGGAAACAUGCUCCCUUCUGCCAGUAAAUGAAGAGGAAGUUGCCUUAAUUACAGUGAAGGAAGAAGAGAAUGAAGACUGGUUGAAGUCAGAAGAUGAGGAUGUUGUGAAGGUGUCAGUGCCUUGGGAACCAUUGGAAACAUCGCCAUCAUCAUCAUCAUCAUGCUCAGAUACAGAUGAUACAGAGGACAGUGAGAUGGAAAGUGAUAAUGUGCGGGUGAGUUUAAGCAUUUAAUAACAGUGAAAUAGCCACUUUGAGAUGUUUUGUAUGGUCAAACUAAAAGUUUCUUCGUUCCUCUAAUUGUUUUGACCAUUCUUCACCUUACCUAUUAUAAGCUGUAUGCACCAAACCACAAAACUAACCACGAGACUAUGUGACUGCAUUUGGAGUGCGCUACUGACAUACAAGAAGUAGGCUGUAGGUGUGGCGAAAAUGUCUAAACUUAAACCAGAUCUGAACUCGAGAACCAAUUUCUCUCGUUGAAAACAGCAUAUGUGACAUCGAGAUUAGUCAGAAACAUUUAUUCCAUUGCCAAAAUUGACUAAAAAGUGCCAGUAGGUACGUUUUGGUCAUGAAGUCAGUAUCUUCCAAAACUGAGUUUUGUGAGAUUUGAGUACAAGAGUUCGUCAUGACUUACUUGAGGGUUGGGUUUUGAUAUCGACAAUGCCCACUAACACGGGAUAAAGAGCUGCGGUGAUUGCGCUCUAUCCAAUCGUACAGCAGAACACACAGACUCUAGCUAUUUUUCCAUUAACUUGUCCUGUCGACAUUUAGAAAGUUUGCAUAGAAAAUAGAUGCAACAUUUGCCUGCUACUGUGCGUUUCCAUUUAACUGUCAUGUGUCGAUUAAAAACAGCUGGACAUAAUGAAAUCACAUCUAAAAAAUAAAUAACGUUUUGCAAAAGCCUGGUGUCGAAUACAAAUAAUGUUUCCAUUAUCCAUUUAGGAAAAUUGUGCAUUAAUACAUUGGCAACAGCCUGUAUAGCCUCCCACCUAUCUGUUUCAUGUCUCAGGUAGCCCGCAAAAGCCAGCAUGGACAGAAUGCAAGAAUUUACUCAUAUUUGCCAUAUUCUAGUAAUGUGCCAAUGCAUCGCCACGGUCCGUGCCAUGGUGAGGCUUGCACUCCUGUAGAUCUGAAAUAAUUGGAUGGUGAAACAUGCAUCAAGCAAACCAGAAAACUAAGUCGAAGCAAUUUAGGCAUUCUUGAAAGUCAAGACAAUUAUUUGUAUAGUUGAAAAAUACAUUUAGAAAGCAGUAGGCAUUUAGAUUUAAAUGUGGAGUGGAGCUUUAUAGUUACGUCACGUGAUGAGUUCACGUGUACCUUCAAAAUUAUUCGGCAAUCAUCAUGUAUUCGAAUAACACUGUUUCCAUCCUCAUUUGUCGCGAUAAAGAAAGUUUGACAAAAUAAAAAUUCACCCCUGUCGAACGGAUAAAUGUUCUCGACCUUUAGAACUUUUAUCCUAUAGCUGUUGCUUUCAUUACAGAUGUCGCAAAUAUUUUUUUUGCGACAUUGCUUUUGUCAAAUAAACUGGUUCAAUAGAAACCUGCCUAGUGAGACAGACCUGUCCAGCAGCGCAGCAGAUCGGUUCGGACUUUGUUUUCAUAAGGCAACACGUAGCGCAUUUUUUUACGUGAGAAAUACUGCACCAAACACCUUAGCUAGAUGUAAAAUUGGGCCACUAAAACCUCCUCUGUAAAAAUGUAUUCCAGAUUUCUUGAGUUAUCUUAGAUCCAUUCUGACUAUUUUGAGGAAGUGGUACUGGCUUUGUUCCUAUGGUAUAUCAUGCGGGACAAACAUCAGUAAUUGUGCCACAUUGAACCUUCAAGACUGAAAUCUAGUUUUUCUUAAUGAGCAACAGAAAAACGUGGAAUCAGUGCGUUCAGUCGCACGUUAAGCCUAUAGCUUCAUAAUAAAGUUAAGAUUUCACAAACACAAAGCAUAGCUUUCUUGAGCAGCUACUAGCUUGAGCGCUGGGCCUAGUUUGUAAUUGUUGAAUGUAAGACUUUCUGACUCAACUGAAUUCACCCUAAUCUCUGCUUCAAAGGACUGUGAAAACCAUGAGCAUGACGUUUCAGUAGGAUUGAAGAUUGAAGAUUGCAGCAGGACAUCAUUGGAUCCAGGGACGGCACCAGGUACAGAUGAGAAAGCAAAUAAUGUUGAUAUCAGUGAGUAACAUAGGUGGGGUGGAUUGCAGUUAUUGUGUAGAGAUAUGAUCGUAUUACAUUAGCUCAUUAGCUACAGCUCUUUAAUGAAAUAGAACUGCAAUUCAUUUGAUGUUUUUCUCUCUUUCCUUUAGGUGACUCUAAAGGGGUGUCCUCCUUCUAUCCAUGCCCCCAAUGUGCGCUCGGCUUCACCAUAGAACGCUUUUUCCACGGGCACCUCAAGAGGGACCACCCCAAAGACUACAUUGCAAUGUUGAAGUCUGGGGAAAUCAUAGCAAAAAAAGAAAACAGUGUACAGCUGACCCCAGCCACCUGCCCACAAUGUGGCAAAAGCUUCUACAAUAAAUAUGUUAUGCAAACGCAUCAGAGGACUCACACAGGGGAGAAACCCUAUCACUGUGUAGACUGUGGGAAGAGCUACGUCUGCGCUGAAUCACUUAAAACACACAGAAGGACUCACACUGGGGAGAGACCAUAUAAAUGCUUUGAGUGUGGGAAAGGAUUUGGAGAACGAUCCCAACGGAUUAGACAUGAAAUGAUCCACACAGGAAGACCAUAUAAAUGCUCUCAGUGUGACAAAUGUUUUUGCUUUUCCAGAGACUUUAAGAGACAUCAGUUGACACAUAAGAAGACCCACACUGGACAUAGACCCUAUAAUGUCCACAGGUGCAAGAAGUCCUCUGGCCAGCUGGAAGCUCUCAAAGCACACCAGAAAACACACAAAGGAGAAAAGCCUUAUCAGUGCUCUGUGUGACAAAUGUUUUGGCUUUUCCAGAGACCAUACCGUACAUCAGUUGACACAUACAGGGGAGAAAUCGUUCAGUUGCCUCCAAUGUGAGAAAUAUUUGGUAAGAGGAAA